Molecule: messenger RNA, 625 nt
Organism: Zychaea mexicana
Lineage: Eukaryota; Fungi; Mucoromycota; Mucoromycetes; Mucorales; Lichtheimiaceae
Exons: 4
Coding region: 65-490 (141 amino acids)
Source: RefSeq, a predicted model, not a curated record
UCCUCUAUUCUUUUCCUUACUAUUCUUUUUAUCUUUUUUAAAACUUGGCAAAGUAAAAGAAAAUAUGGCAGACGAAAGCGUUGUAGCACUUGGUCAGAGAUUCCAGCAAUUGCGUGGCCGACCUGGCAAGUACGGAGGUGGUGAAUAUGACGAAGCGAUUGAUUCACCUGAAGGUGAGAAAUUCAAAGUCAUGAAGGCAUUGGGUGAUCAACUUGGAUUACCUGGUACACCAGCUGCCGACCUUCUUGCUCGCUUCGGUAAGCCAGACGAGCUGACGCCGUCCUUGCAGUCUCAAGGUGGCGGCGGUGCUGUUCCGCUUAUGCCAGGUCCGACCAUGGACGCCUCGGCAGCGACGGGUCAACAGCAACAGCAACCUCCAUACUUUUUAGUCUACUACUGGCGUCAAAAGAGUGAUUAUCUUUAUUUCAAGAUCGACCCGAUCAAGGAGACCGUCAUUACUUCUGACUGGAACUUGGCGCCGGAUCAGUAGUAACUAUAUUGAUGGCUACUCUUAAUAUAAAUAUUACCCCCAGUCAUUUUGUCCUAAGUCUGUCUUUUUUCCACUGUAAAAACCUGGGUUAGAGCAACGAAUAAUAAAAGAGAGCUUACUACUGUCUUUUGCCGC